Raphanus sativus (radish) is the source of this 731-nucleotide messenger RNA. RefSeq lists its product as uncharacterized. The record is from RefSeq and is a predicted model, not a curated record. NCBI's taxonomy places the organism in Eukaryota, Viridiplantae, Streptophyta, Magnoliopsida, Brassicales, Brassicaceae. The transcript is spliced from 3 exons. The coding region runs from base 1 to 693 and encodes 230 amino acids.
AUGUAUCCAAGGUUGAAGAGUCAGGUUGAUUUUGACGACGAUGCAGAUUAUCCUAAGUGGUUACAUGAAGUAAUUCAAUCUCCACAUGUAAAGGUCACCACUUCACAGAUGUAUUUCACACGAGGCUAUACUUUUCACACAUAUGAGUAUGGUAGACAGCGGGCAACCAGUAACUAUGGAAUAUGUGUGAAAGGGGAAACCGAUUUCUACGGUAUCUUGACAGAGAUUAUCGAAGUGGAAUUUCCAGGGAUAUUGAAGCUGAAAUGCGUCCUCUUCAAAUGUGAGUGGUUCGACCCCGUCGUCAACAGAGGUGUUCGGUUUAACAAAUUCGGUGUAGUUGAUGUCAAUGGUGGAAGAAGGUACAACAAAUUCGAGCCUUUCAUCUUAGCUUCACAAGCAGAUCAAGUUAGCUACCUUCCAUACCCUCGGAUGAGAGAAUCGGGAAUAAAUUGGUUAUCCGUGAUCAAAGUUACACCUCGAGGACGAAUCAUAAGUGGAGAAGAACCACCAUUGCAAGAAGAACAGAUAAAUGAAGUCGAGGAACCUGAACAACAAAUUGAUGACAUUCUUCUCAUUGAUCCGCAUAAUCAUGAGUAUGAAGAUCUUACCGACGAUGGCACAGAUGAAGCUGUUGAAGACGAGUUUAAUGAAAAUGAUGAUGUUUCUAGUGAUGACGAAAAUGUAUCUGAUUGAUGUAUUUGUGUUUUAAUAUGAUUGAUUUUCAGACUUAA